AAUUGGCUCUUUCUUGCUUUCUCUCUCCCGGAAGUACCUGGGGAACUUCCGGAGGCGGGGCCAGAGUGUUGGAAAGAGGCCUCGGCUGGGUGAAGAGUUUUCUUGAAGCAAAGAAAAAGCAGCACCUACCGGGUACUUUGUUCACCAAACAUCCUAGCAUAGCUACAGGGUUAGCAAACAGCCUUGUUGUGGAAAAUGGCCACCAAGGUGAAUGAGCAGAGCCUAGAUGCAUCCUGCAGUGAUCCUGCAAAGGAGAGGGAUCCAGGUAGCACCAACAUGGCUGAGCACCAGGACUUGGAUAGAGGCGAGGUCAAAGCAGCUGGUGAGUGUUCAGGAGGAGGAGCCGAACAUUCGGAGAUGACGCAGCAGCCUACUGAUCAGCGUCAAGCCCCAAGAUUGCAGGUAAAACAAGAAGAGAAACCAAAGACUGAAAAAUCCUUGGUGCCCCCUGCUGCAGAGGCUUCUGUGUCAGUUCCAGUGCUGCCCUUGGGAGAAGGGAAAGGGGCGAAGCGGAUGAUGGAGGAUGAUGAUGAUGAUGCUGACAUCUUUAAAGAAAUGCCAGAUGUCUGCCAGGAGGCCAGAGAGCCAGGAAGGGCCAUGCUCCUGCCAGAUCUCUUUGGGGAGGCGCAGCAGGCUCAUAGCAGUCUGGCUGCCGGCCGGGCUGGAGGAUGUGCCAAGGUGGAGCAUGCUAUCCCAUGCCUGCUGAACGUUGGCUCCGAGAACCAGCGCAAACGCUUCCGGGGUUUUACCUACAAAGAGACUGAAGGGCCCCAAGUGGCCUUUGAGCGACUCCAGGAACUGCUGUUCCAGUGGUUAAAACCAGAGGCCCGCAGCAAGGAGGAGAUUGUGGAGCAGUUGGUGCUCGAGCAAUUCCUGAACCUCCUCCCAGAGGAUGCCCAGCGCUGGGUUCGGGAACGUCACCCUGAAAAUGGGGAUGAGGCUGUAGCCCUGGCAGAAGACUACCAGUUUCUGCACCCUGAGCCUGGGAGACGACCCUACCCUGAAAGGGCAAGGCAACGGUCUUCAGCAAGGAGUUGGCUCCGCUGAAGUCACUGAAUCAGACAAGCAGGACGGGUUAUUGACUGAGAGAAUCAAAGACCUAGUUAUCUACCAAGCCGAGCGGGAAAAACCUAAAUGGGCCAGAGGAAUCCGGAACUCAGACAUCACAGUGCAGUUGCCGAGCAUGAAAAGACCUUUACACAGCCUUUCCCUGCACGGAAACCAUUAACUGGAGCAGAACCUUUCACAUCAUCUGACUUUUUUUGUGUGUAUAUACAUAACGGGGAGAAGAAGGGGAAAUUCAAAAUCUUGCUUGGUCCUUGCUGCAGCUUAAAGAAUGCCCUCUGUGCAUUAAUGCCAUAGGGGUAAGUUGGAGAAAGGACAAAGCAUGAAGGGAACUUGAGAGCUUUUCAAAAGGGAUGGGGGGUGGGCAUGACUUUGGAAUGUAUGUACAUAUGAGCAUUCUGAUAGGAUGCAGAAGGGAAGGGUCUUGUGAUGAAAAUGAUACCUGCCAGUCUGCCUCAGGUUGGUCUGAGGCAUCUGAGUCACACCUCUUCCCCCACUCCUCAAACAGUCUCCCAUGCCCUCCUCCCAUCAGUUUAUGAUUGCCAAGAUAAUGUUUUCCCCCUGAUUCCCUUCCUUGCUUUAUGUUUGGAGGGGUGCCUCUUAAUUUGGAGAGAUGGCCUGCCCUGCUCAUCCUGGGAGAAUUUGUGUGGAAAAUAUUGAAAAGUCACUUUGUAACACUCCCCAGACAUUUUGUGUGGCAGGGCAGACUUUGAACACCUUUGGGGAAUUCAGGGUUCUGCCACAGGCUUACCUCCUCACUACAUCCAACAGCCCUAUAAACUGAAGCAAACUCUAUAUGUUGCAGGUGCAAGGCAGUUGCAAACACUUCCACAUCAUGCAAGCCCCACUGUUGUCAAUGUAGUUUGCCUUGAUCUUGCGGUGUGUCCCCGUGUCAUUGCUCUAUCUCCCUCAGAGCUGCUGGCAUGGAGGUUUGCCAUGCAGUCUGGCAGACCUACAUGGUAUUCUCAUGCUGUGGUAUCUCUGAAGAGUCUAGCCACUCAAAAGCUUUUUGAACAAGCCACCAUGCAGCAACCUUAAAUUAAGCUUGCUUAAGAGAGAGCUUGUGUUACUGGCCAAAAAAGACAUGGGCUCCAAGGUCCACCAUAAUGACUGGCCUCAUAACCCACAGAAUUCUCCCUCCUCGCUUGUAACCAGCCAAAGUAGUCACGGUUUGAUGAACCAGCUGUUUGCUGGAUAUCAAGCAUUCUUCAGUGCUUCAAGCUGGGCUUUACUUCUGCAACAUAUUUGAGAAAUGGAGUGGGAAGGGAAGGGUCUUUUCUGAAGCUCCCCCCCAGGUUUGUAUUAGUGUGUUGAAAUGGGAGCAAAGUGUUUUCUUGCUUGUAGAAACUAGGUUUUUGAUACUCGUCCUGAUGUGAUGUAGCUUCCGCUUUCACCUUGUAUCAGGUGAACUUUAGCCCUGCUUUCAUUUGUGUAAAUUUCUGGUGUGUGUGUUAUGUCUGUGGAUGAGCACAUGUAAUAAAGGAGUUACCAUCC
Zootoca vivipara (common lizard) is the source of this 2559-nucleotide messenger RNA. RefSeq lists its product as uncharacterized. The record is from RefSeq and is a predicted model, not a curated record. NCBI's taxonomy places the organism in Eukaryota, Metazoa, Chordata, Lepidosauria, Squamata, Lacertidae.